Molecule: messenger RNA, 255 nt
Organism: Entrophospora sp. SA101
Lineage: Eukaryota; Fungi; Glomeromycota; Glomeromycetes; Entrophosporales; Entrophosporaceae
Source: the annotation of a GenBank genome assembly
AUGGCAAUCGUAAAAGUUGAUCCAACGGAACUAGAAGGUAUCCAACAUGAUGGAUACGUAAACAAUGAAGGAAAUAUCACGUUGGCCGCAAGACAAGAAAUGGCAAUCGUAAAAGUUGAUCCAACGGAACUAGAAGGUAUCCAACAUGAUGGAUACGUAAACAAUGAAGGAAAUAUCACGUUGGCCGCAAGACGUUCAACAAUAUAUUUGCCCAACGAGCUCUUAUUUAAAAUCUUGUCGUAUUAUUUCGAUUAG